GUUUGGCGAACCUCACGACUUUGUGAGAAAUCCAACAUCGAACCAUCCAUUGCGCACACCACACCACAUCAAUGGCUGCGAGAUUGCUGUUACGGCCAGGCGCCACUGCGAAGCUUGCAGCAGUCGGUGCAGCUGGUCUUGUGCUCUAUCCAACCUCAGAGCUGCACGCUGAGACAUCACAAGAUGAUGCGCCUGUGCCUCCGAAAGUGCGCAAGCCCAUAUACGAUGAUGAGGUAGUCGAUCUACCCUCGCCCUCGGAAUCGAAAUCCUCGUCGCCAACACCGACUGAACGAUUGACGGCGCAAGUUGCCCGAGCACGUCUCUUUCUACACAAAUACGCCGCAAAGACGGAGGAUGCAGCCAACGAUGCCCUCGCAAAGUCGUUUGACCUCGAAAGAUCGUUCACCUCCACCGUAGCCUCGCUAGCGCCGCCAAAGGAGUCCAACGAAAAACUUAUGCCGGGCCUGAUAUACGUCCUCGUCUCUGCCAUGGGCUCAUCGAUAUUUGUACGGAACCGUAACAUUCUGCUGCGCGCUUCUGCGCCCCUCGCGGUCGGCAUCGGCGCCGGCUACUACUUCAUCCCCAUCACGAUGGGCAACGUCGGCGAGCUGGCGUGGAAGUACGAGAGCAAAUACCCAGCGCUGGCUGACACGCACCUCCGAGUCAAAGAGCGCAUUACACGGUUCGUGCAGACGGGCAUUGCGCACUCGAAGAUGACGGUGGGCAUGGUGGAGGACAAAGUCGGCGAGGCGAGGGAAAGCGUAGAAAAUUGGGUUAGCAAGGGUAAAUAGACGGUCCUAAAACGAGCCAGGUUCCUUCCCGAACUACUUGCUUCUUUUCUAUGUUGUAUCAUGCCGCAAGGAAACAUUUGUAGACAAUAAUGCGGGCGAGUAUUGAAGAAUCGGUGUGAGCCGGCAUCUUUUUUUUUUAA
Verruconis gallopava is the source of this 931-nucleotide messenger RNA. RefSeq lists its product as uncharacterized. Gene Ontology annotation, cellular component: MICOS complex; mitochondrial crista junction. The transcript has 3 exons. Bases 72 to 791 code for a protein of 239 amino acids. Gene Ontology annotation, biological process: cristae formation. Lineage: Eukaryota; Fungi; Ascomycota; Dothideomycetes; Venturiales; Sympoventuriaceae. The record is from RefSeq and is a predicted model, not a curated record.